Hypoxylon fragiforme is the source of this 1435-nucleotide messenger RNA. Its product is annotated as inositol monophosphatase. The transcript is spliced from 2 exons. Gene Ontology annotation, molecular function: inositol monophosphate 1-phosphatase activity. Gene Ontology annotation, biological process: inositol metabolic process; signal transduction; phosphatidylinositol phosphate biosynthetic process. Lineage: Eukaryota; Fungi; Ascomycota; Sordariomycetes; Xylariales; Hypoxylaceae. The record is from RefSeq and is a predicted model, not a curated record. Bases 298 to 1215 code for a protein of 305 amino acids.
AAUUGAUGAAAUGUAACCUCCAUGGUAGCACUACAUAGAUACUACAUGUAGGUAUACAUUCAUUCGUGUACCUACAUAAACCUUCCUGCCAUUGACCCCGCCAUCCACACAAGGUUCAAUCUCACCACACCCAUGCUUCGCUACCCCACCUUAGUUAGGUACUUUAGUAAUAGACCACUGCAUCGUCUUAACCUUUUCCAAUAAUAUUUCGAAAACCCUCAAAAUGUUGUUUCUUCAACUAAGAAUAAUAUUAAUAAAACUUCCAAUUCUCAUUUCUAUAGCAGCACUACUACCACCAUGACGGACCUCAACCUCCAAGAAAUUCAUGACACCCUAGUAAAGGUAGCCCACGAGGCCGGGCGCAUGAUUCUGGCUGCGAACCCAACCGACAUCGCUACGGGAACGAAGUUGAAUUCCGCCGACAUCGUAACCGAAACCGACAAAGCCGUCGAAGCCCUCGUCUCCUCUCGCCUCUCCUCCGCCUACCCCACCUUCGCCUUCGUCGGCGAAGAGACCUACCAGCCGGGCAUGCGGAUCACCCCUUCCCCCACCUUCAUCGUCGACCCCAUCGACGGCACCACCAACUUCGUGCACGGCUUCCCCGAAGCCUGCAUCUCGCUCGGCCUCGCCGUCGACCGCCGCCCCGCCAUCGGCGUCAUCUACAACCCGUACCAGGACCUGCUGUACACCGCGAUCCGCGGGCGCGGCGCCUUCGCCACGCAGGGCGCCUUCUCCUGGGGCCUCGACGGCGGCAAGGGGCGGCGGCGACAACUGCCGCUGUCCAGGAACCCGGCGCCGCUGGGGGCGCUGGAUACCUGUCUCGUGGCGACGGAGUGGGGGAAUAGUCGGGACGGGGACAACUACGCGGUCAAGACGGAGGUGUUCAAGCGGCUGUGCGCGAGCAAGGAGACGGGCGGCGCCAUGGUCCACUCGAUCCGCAGCAUGGGCAGCGCCGCGCUGAACCUGUGCGCUGUGGCCGCCGGCACGCUGGACCUGUACUGGGAGGGCGGGUGCUGGGCGUGGGACGUGUGUGCCGGGUGGGCUAUCCUCGCUGAGGCUGGUGGGAUUGUCGUGGAUGGCAACCCGGGCAACUGGAACCCGGAGAUCGACGGGCGCAAGUACCUUGCCGUGCGCGGCGCGCCGAGCGGGCAGAAGGAGGUGGUGCAGGAGUUUUGGGGGGUUGUGGGGGAUGGGAGGAUGGUGUAUGAAAGUUAGACGUUAGACGUUAAACGGUAGGUAGGUAAAGUGAAGGUAAAGGUGAAGAAGGUACGGUAAAGUAAAACACCUAACCGGAGGCAUGCAAAAAAUCUACUUCUUUACUUAUUUUCAUUCCCAUACAUAAUAGGUAGGUUAGCUAUGAAGAAAACUACGAUUUAUUUUAUGGAAAGAGGCAUAUCUAGGUAUGGAGAUACCUACGAGUAUUUAGUAAGUUAUG